AUGCCAUUAUCACAGCUUAGUGAGCAACAACGAGCAAUCAUUACCGACCGCACCCGAGUAUGGCAAGUAAGACGCUUCUGCCAGGUGUUGCCAUCUGUCGUCAAAUACGUACGCGGCUCGGAAGCUGGCCUCACAGGCACGCUUUCAGAGCGGCAGGGACGUUAUAUCAAAAAUGAACCGGAUGGCGCGCUCGCUGCUAUGCUGCGUUGCAUUAUUCAUCAAACGGGCGCCGAUUUGGCAAUGGUCAGUUUGCUAGACGACCAUACUCAAUACUUCAUCUCGGGGGCCAGUCGGGAUAAUGCGAAUGAUGCCAAAGUCACACUGGAAGAUUCAACGAAAUGGUAUGGAUGCGAAUCGGUUACCCAUCAUGGAGGUUUGUGUGAGCGGACCAUCACACGCCAGAAUCAGCCCGGCAACUUGGCCAUUUAUGAAGAGCUCGACAUGGCCGCGUCGGAGAGAACCAAAGACCUGCCUUUUGUAAGGGGCGACAUCGCCAAAUUCAGACACUACGUGGGUGUUCCCCUCAAUCCUUAUGAUGGACCAAAUAUCGGUACGGUAUUCAUAUUCAGUUCCACGCCGUCGAAGGAAGGCUUGUCAAAGACUCAUCGUUCAUACUUGUUUGAAACAGCAUCACAUAUUAUACAGCACUUGGAACAAGCAGUAGAAGCGCUAGAAGGCAAAAGAUUGCUCAAGUUCAACCAAGGUGUGGCUUCGUUACUGAGGAUGGGUUCCUCUGCAGGACUGGCGGCUGAGUCUGCGCAGGAGCAGCCUUUGCCAGAGAGUCGUGACGAGCAGCAGUCUCUGGUCUCGAACCUGUACAACGAUUCCGCUCUACGAUUGUAUCAGCUAUCAGCGACGCUGCUUUACGAUGCUUUCGAGUUUGAUGGAGUUCGGAUUCAAGAACCAGGACCCUCGGGUAACUUCGUCAACAGAAAUCCCGCCUGGAAUGGCUCUAGUAUAUUAGCAGAGCAUCUAGGACCCAGAGCUCAUAAGCCUCGGAGCCUAAGCCAUACAUUGACUAGCCGACUACUCGAAUUAUUUCCUCAGGGGGCUGUCUUCCAGGUACUCGACGAGAAAAGCAAGAUUGUUGCUGCUACAAGUGCAAGUGACGUUGCUCUAGUUGAUGAUCCAAUGAUAUCAACAGAGUUGUCGAGGUCUUUUCCAGGAGCAGUACAGAUCGUUCUGAUGCCGCUCUGGGACACCUUCCAUGAACGGACCACCGGUGCAGUAUUGGGAUUUGCCAACACUCAGUCUAGGGUAUACCUCGGCUCGACGGAUCUUGCGUCUAUAUCUGCGUUUUGCACGACUAUCAUGACGCAAGUGCGGCGUCUAGAAGCACAAGCUAUGGACAAGAUCAAAUCAGACUUCCUCGGAUCAGUAUCUCACGAGAUGAGGACACCACUACAUGGCAUGCUAUCAAGCCUUGAGCUUCUAGCUGAUAUACCGCACAAUGCACACCAACACGACUUAUUAGAGACUGCGAGAUACAGUGGCCUAUCACUACUUGAUACCAUAGAGCGUGUUCUCUAUUUCAGCAACAUAAGUUCUAGGCCAUAUAAUCUAGAACACACCGGAUCCAAUGUCCCAAGCGAAGGACUCGUUCAUCCAUCAAGCCUUGUACAACACAAACCGGCAGCUUCCCCGAGGGAGAGUGACACUGUAGAGGCUAUUAAUAUUUGCGAAGAUAUCAUACAUAGUGAGUCACAAAGAUUACGUCUCAAAGAGGCUGUUCAAUCUGAGCCCUCCAUGGUUGCGAUACAUCCUCCGAUUAUAGUGUUCGAUACGAAUGCCACAUGGUCCUGCCGCCUGAAGGCUGUCGGUAGCUUUCGCGUAAUCUUAACUAACUUUAUGAACAAUGCCUUGAAGUUUGGUGAGUCGACAAACUGUGUUCGAGUUUCAUUGAACAUCACGGAUGAUGCUAUUAGUGUCUCUUGCACGGACGCUGGGCAGGGCAUAGCUUCGGACUUUAUUCGCCAUUCGAUUUUUGAUCCAUUUUCUCAAGAAAAUCCUGUCACCGAGGGUACUGGUCUUGGACUUUCUAUAGUCAAGCAGACGGUCACUAUGUUUGAUGGCGAUGUACAGAUCGAGUCGAGUAAAAACAAAGGUUCUACUUUCACCGUUAGGCUCCCAUCGACUCAAUUGCUGCACCACCCACUGGAUAGUGCAGCAGAUUAUAUCGACACUCAAUCUAGUACUGCUGAGUUGCCUCAGCUAGUAAUCAGUCUUUUCACCCCAGGACGGUGGGAGACGGGCGAUGGAGUGAGAGACCAACGGCGACUUGGAUUACUACUAGAUUCGCUUACGCAAGGUCUAAGACGGUGGUUUCGUAUCACGGUCAUUCCUUGGCAGAUUGCAAGCAUGAAUUCGCAGUCGCGGCUGCUUAUCGCUUUGAAAGAAGACGAAGAGAGCGCAGAACUGACCUACGGUGGCACGUACAGCGACGCUGAGCGACUCUUGCUUUAUCCGGAUAUGCAAACCGCGCUCAUCCCACACACAACGCCUUCUGAAAAGAUCGCAGCCAUUACUGGCCCAGUGACUAUUUCAAAACUUCAAGGUGCGCUGGCGCACUUGUUCCCUGAUGUAGUCUCAUCUCCCGAGCUUCGUCGCCAUUCCGACGCUACAUCAGUAACUGCGGGACGUCAAAAGCCAUUGGGCAGAGGAAACCUCAAUCAGUCGAGUGUGGAAAUAAACGACACAUCCGACGACCCACCGAUAUCAUCACUGUCAGAUUUAGUGCUCGAAGAAAACCCGAAAUCAGACGGAGAAGAAAGCGCUGUGCAUCCACAGUCAAUGCCAGCAGCCACCCAGUCCAGAACUCCAGAGGUACAAGCAUCGAGAGAGCCCAUCGAAGCACGGCCACCAGAACAGAACAUACAAUUACAGACAGUGCAAGUAGAACAGCCGAAGUUGACUACGCCAUUGAAAGCACUCGCAGCGGAGCCGAAACUAUUGCUUGUCGACGACAACGCUGUCAAUCUCAAGGUGCUUACCAUGUAUGCACGCAAAUGUAGCAAAAAGCCUGCAACGUCUGUAGGUGGUGGUCAGGAAGCCAUAUGCGCAUUUAAAAGCGCCAUGGAACCGAACAACGGUGAAGCUGUGCAACCUUUUGAUCUUAUCUUCCUCGAUCUCUCGAUGCCAGAGGUCUCGGGCUUCGAUGUAGCGAGGGAGAUUCGUGAGAUGGAAGCACGAUUGAAGCGUGAUAGGACGUACAUAUGCGCACUAACUGGGCUUGUGAGUGGGAAAGAUCGUAAUGCAGCAUACGAGUCUGGUGUUGAUAAUUACCUUGUCAGGCCUGCACGGCUGAAAGAUCUACAGGGUGUAAUUGAGCUUUGGAGAAAUAGCCUAAUCGAGUUACAGCAAUGCGCACACGGUCGUGAAUUAAACAGCGCCCCACGAUACCCCGGAUCCCCACCUUCGACAGCAAAAACACCCGACGCGACACGAGUUGGAGAACACAAGCGAUUCGAGAUGGCUUCCACGACAGACGCCGCCUUUGUUGAGGAUAUCGAGGUGGAGCAGGAGUUUAGAGCGCGCGUCAGGAAUCUCAAGAAGGCGAACAAGUCAGGGGCAAGAUCUCCAGGACCCGACAGCGACAACGAAGACGCGCCGCUGCUGGGUUCUUCGAGGCACAACAAUGGGCGUGCGAAUGGCGAUGGAAAUGACAACGAAGAAGAAGAAUGGGCAGGAGACGCUGACUUUCGAGGUCUUCCCUGGUGGAAGCGGCCCUCGAUAUUCUGGCUAUUGCCGCCCUUCCUACUGUUCACCAUAGCCUUCGGUGGCAUCAUAGUACCCAAAAUCAACCUGAUUAUGGAUUUGGUGUGCGAAGAGUACUACGCUACUCUGGAGACCGAUCCAAUAUCCUCUCCCAUGGACCCGGGUCAAGAUCGAUGCCAGAACGACGCCGUUUCCUCUCGCUCAUCGCUCUUCCUUCUAUACGCCAGCUUGUGCUCCGGUAUACUCUCUGCUAUCAUAAGUCCAAAGAUUGGUGCGCUCUCGGACCGGUAUGGAAGGAAGAAAUUCAUGAUUGCCAACACCUGUGGUGCGCUUUUCGGUGAGAUGCUCACCAUACUGGCAGCCAAGUUUCCCGAGACUGUACACGUCAACUGGAUUCUUGUCGGCUACUGCUUGGAAGGCAUAUCCGGAUCCUUCAUCGUCGGCAUGGCAUGCGCGCACUCCUACGCAUCCGACUGCGUCGCACCACAGAAACGGAAUGUUGCCUUUUCAUACUUUCACGCUUGUCUGUUCGGUGGUAUCGCCAUUGGGCCUGCACUGGCUGGAUACAUCAUCAAUGCGCGCCAGAAGUACGUUGGCAAGACUGAAGCUGUCUUGCUCAUCUUCUAUAUGGCCCUCGGUGCUCAUUUGAUCUUCAUCGCGUUCCUCACAUUCCUUGUUCCCGAAUCCCUCAGCAAAGCACGCCAGGAAGCUGCGCGUGAGAAGCGCAGGGAAGAACUUGAACGACAAGGUCCUGCUGGAGAUUUUAUUAACCAAUUACGCUCCAUCAACCUCUUUGGUCCUUUGAAGAUCCUCUGGCCAACUGGCCCUGGAACAUCGUCUGCUGUGCGUUGGAAUCUCCUUUUGUUAGCCGCCACAGAUACCAUCAUGUUUGGUGUCGCAAUGGGUGCCAUGAGCGUUGUGUUGGUCUACACUCGCCGGCAGUUUGACUGGCAUGAACUAGAGUCUGGUCGGUUUACCACCAUUGUGAACAGCUCCCGUGUGUUCGCUCUUCUCGUCAUCUUGCCUAUUUUAACGCGCAUCUUCCGCGGUAAGAAUGGCGCGGCGCGUCUGCGCAGCUCGGGCUCUGAUCUGUUCGAUCUUUCCGUCAUUCGAGCCGCUAUCUUCUUCGACAUGGCUGGUUUCAUCGGUUAUGCCCUUGCCCGCAAAGGCGAACUGUUCGCGCUCUCUGGAGCUAUCGCUGCUGUUGGUGGUAUCGGUUCACCCACUCUUGGCGCUGCGUUGACGAAACACGUACCGCAGGACCAAGUCGGUCAAUUGCUCGGUGCAACAGGUCUACUACACGCCGUUGCACGUGUGGUAGGUCCAACCAUCUUCAACGGCAUCUUUAGUGCGACUGUUGGGACAUACCGCCAAACUGUCUUUGUGUGUCUUGCGGCAACCUUUGGAACCGCGUUUGUGUGCAGUUGGUUUAUUCGUCCACAUGUAUAUAUUGACGAAGAUGACAAACGCGCUGCGCAGGCGAAUGGACAAGAAGCAUAG
Messenger RNA from Alternaria burnsii, 5214 nucleotides. RefSeq lists its product as uncharacterized. Lineage: Eukaryota; Fungi; Ascomycota; Dothideomycetes; Pleosporales; Pleosporaceae. Bases 1 to 5214 code for a protein of 1737 amino acids. Gene Ontology annotation, biological process: transmembrane transport; phosphorylation; phosphorelay signal transduction system. Gene Ontology annotation, molecular function: phosphorelay sensor kinase activity; transmembrane transporter activity. Gene Ontology annotation, cellular component: membrane. The transcript is spliced from 7 exons. The record is from RefSeq and is a predicted model, not a curated record.